Protopterus annectens (West African lungfish) is the source of this 2712-nucleotide messenger RNA. RefSeq names its product interleukin 21 receptor (gene IL21R). Lineage: Eukaryota; Metazoa; Chordata; Ceratodontiformes; Protopteridae. Gene Ontology annotation, cellular component: external side of plasma membrane; membrane. Gene Ontology annotation, biological process: cytokine-mediated signaling pathway; immunoglobulin mediated immune response. Gene Ontology annotation, molecular function: protein binding; cytokine receptor activity. The record is from RefSeq and is a predicted model, not a curated record. The coding region runs from base 195 to 2006 and encodes 603 amino acids. The transcript is spliced from 9 exons.
ACCACUUUGAUAGUACCGACCUUUGUUUAACAUUGUCAGUUCAAACUUGAGAACAUGGACCUUCUACAGGACUCUCACUGUUCUCUCCAGCAACAGUGAAAAGAUAAUCUGCCGUCUAAACUUCUUCUGUGGAUUAUCUAAACAAGAUGCCAGACAGAAUCGUUAGCAAAUAAGAAAAGUCAGCAGUAAACAAAAUGAAAAGUCCAGAACGACACAUGGUACUAUUAAUUCUGUUUCUUAGCUUCAUCCAUAACACUAUAUGCUACAAAAAUGUGACGUGCAUUACAGACUACACUCAGAAUUUCCCAUUGAACUGCACCUUUGAAACUGACCACAGUGCAACUACGGGGGUCUCAUACAAACUAACAGCCAGCUGGUUCAAUGAUGAGUUCGAACCAUAUAACCAAACUUGCGACCUUAUCCUAUUCAACAAUAAACACAGUGUUGCAGAAUAUUGGUGCUCAAUUGAUUUAGAGUAUAUUGACUAUAGUUAUCGUGUCAAUAUUACUGUAUUAAAAUAUUCAGCUGGAAAACUGGAGGUGUAUGAAGAGUGCAAUACAUUUAUACUGAAAGACAACAUUAAGCCACAACCACCCUUUAACCUUGAGGUGAAUUUCUCUGCUGGCUACAACAUUUCCUGGAAAAUGAUUUAUACGAGUGAUGUCAAUUACUUUCUGCAUGAAGAACUGCAAUAUGAAGUCAGAUACAAAAGGAAAGAUGAAUCAUGGACGAAUGGGAAGAAGAAAUCUAUCUCAGCAGAUUUCAGAAAUAUAAUCCUACAACAGUCAGAGUUGUCCUUCGGUACUGAAUAUAUUCUGAAAGUACGAGCCAAACCAAGGGAAGGGACAACUUACCAUGGUUUUUGGAGUGAAUGGAGCCCAGCAGUGUCCUGGUGGACAAACCAAGAAGCAGAUGAAGGUGCUUCACAAAAUAGGGCAUGGCUUCUUUUUCUUGUCCUGCCUUUACUUGCGAUCUUAGUGCUGGGAACUAUAUCAUUUCAUUUGCCAAAAAGGUUAUGGAAGAAAUUGUGGGACUACACACCCGACCCCUCUCAUUUUUUCAAACCUCUUUAUGUGGUAUACAAUGGAGACUUCAAGAACUGGGUUGGCAAUACUCACUGUGAUGUGACCACAUAUGAAUUAUCCAAUAGAAGUAAUGCAUUGCUUGAAAUCUUAGAUGUGAACAACAGAUCAUCCACAGCAAAACCACUUUCAAUACCUAAUCUGAAAGACUGGGACAUGUACAGGAAGAUGAAGUUACAACAUUUUACUGCUGGUAGUCAAAACCACUGCCGGUCAUUGUGCUCACCUUGCAACAUGAAAGACCAGUCUUAUGGAUGCAUAUCUAUUGAUACAGUCACUGUGACAGAUGAGGUCAUGUCAUGUCGUCCUGAAUGCAACUGCAUUAGUGGUCAAAGGAAGAACAGACCCUACACUAGUGACUUUUACAGUUGUGGGAUUCCAAAUGAAAGUGCAAGCCAUUCCAAAAGUGAUUCAACAGCAAACAGUUUAGGUAAGAAGAAUGCCUUAAUUUACUCAAGCUGCACACCAAAUACUGGUGCAUAUGGCCAUAUAAAUGGAACAAAGCUUGAAGAAGUGGAGGCCUUACUGGAAAAUUCAAAUGUCAACAUAUUACAUCUUUCUUGCCUGAAUAUUGGUGAUAUGAGAGAAUGGGAACCAGAAAGUCCCACAGGUCAUUUUCCUGAUACUGAAAGUGUGUCUUAUAGUGAAAGAUCAUUGGAUUCCUUUUCAGCCAGUUCUGGAAUGGAAGGAAAUGAUGGAUACCCUCGCAUAAAUUUGGAUUUAGAUACGAUAGAUAGUGGUUUUGCAGACUCUGAUUGUGGAAGUCCAGUUGAAACAGAAUUUGGCAUUCAGCCCCAGGCAGAUUUAGAAUUGACAGACAGCUCCUCAUUGGAGCUUGAACAGUUGGAAGAAUAUCCGCGGACUUACGUAAAGCAGUGGAUUGCCAAAAGUUCUGACGUAUCACCUGUCUCAGCUAAUAGCUAGAUGAACAUGGACUACUAUAAACAUUUUUUUAAUUAGUUGCCACAGAAUUCUAAGGGUUAACAUGCUGUGACUUGUACAAAAGUGUAAAAAUUGCAUGCCAAUAAGUAAGAGCUGGUCUGGAGAAUACAGAGUAGUAAUUCCCCGGUCAUUCUGAGCAGACAUAGUAAACAUAAUAUUUAUAAAAUUCAAAGGCAGAUCUUGUUUCUGACUUUUAUGAUACUUGUAUGUUUUUUGGGAUUAAGUAUCAUAGACAAGUAUCCAAAUUAAGAUAAUUCAAAUAGGUUUGCAGUUUAAAUUAAAUCAGAAACACCUGCGGCAUGGAAUGUCUUCAGCAUUAUACAAAUGUGGCAGUAAAGGAAAACAGAAAAAAAAUUCACUUGCAAGUUACUAUCAUUGUUAUAUUUCACAAUGGCAUUCACUUCAAGAAUGAACACUGCGUCACAAAAAUCUAAAUUUUAAAUAGAAACAUUUACUAUUGUUUCACAAGCAAGUAGCAUUAGUAAAUCAACAUUAUUGCAUUUUAGACUUUAUUGAGAAUUACUUGAAAUGCCAAUAUUAUGCAUAUUGUCUCAAAAUGCAACUAUGUUUUAAGAAAAUGGAACUUUUUAAAUACUUUAUCUUCUUUUUAUUUGUGGUGAGCAUUUAUUAUUUUUCAACCAGGCAUACCUCUCAUCUGUCCAGAUUUUCACAAAAUGCCCAUAUUUGU